Messenger RNA from Schizophyllum commune H4-8, 2042 nucleotides. RefSeq names its product amidase. Lineage: Eukaryota; Fungi; Basidiomycota; Agaricomycetes; Agaricales; Schizophyllaceae. The record is from RefSeq and is a predicted model, not a curated record. Bases 166 to 1902 code for a protein of 578 amino acids. The transcript is spliced from 7 exons.
UCCUCAUUCCUAUAAAGCUCACUCUCGCAGGUCAUGAUAUCGUUUCCCCUGGAGGACUUGAUAUCGGUCCCUCUGCAGCGUUUAGUCCCUCUUGCUCUGCGACGCUCGAUAUCGUUCCCUCUGCAUUGCUUGGCCUCACUGCUUUCGUAUUUCACCAACCUCGCCAUGCCGAACGACUUUCCCAGCGCCCUCGACUCUGCUGCUCCCGUCCUCGAGAAAACCAAGGACUGGACUGAAAUCGCAGCGGCCAAACGCGCUGCUCGCGAUGCACUGAUUCCCGAAGCCUGGCGCCUUCCCGACAAGCCGGAAUACACCGACGAGACUUCCCCUGCCUACCUCCUCGACGUCACCGGCGUCCCCGCAUCCUGCGGCAUCCUGACCGCGGACGAGCUCACCAUCACGGACGCGCCGGCGGACGAGAUCCUGCGCAAUGUGCACUCGGGGAAGUGGACGGCGCGUGCGGUGGCGGAAGCGUUUUGUAAGCGAGCAGCGGUGGCGCAGCAGUUGGUCAACUGCUUGACAGAGAUCUGCUUCGACGAUGCGCUGAAGCGCGCGGACGAGCUCGACACGAUCUUCAAGGAGACGGGGAAGCCAGUUGGCCCAUUGCAUGGUCUUCCGGUCUCUCUGAAGGACUGCUUCAAGGUGAAGGGGCUUGAUACGACGGUCGGAUACGUUGCCUGGUGCAACGAACCCAUGGAGGAGGAAAGUCUCCUCACCAGCAUCUUGCGCGAGACUGGCGCUGUUGUCUACUGCAAGACGAACGUCCCGACCGCGAUGAUGAUUGCGGAGACCUACAACAAUGUCUGGAACCGCACGCUCAACCCGUAUAACAGACGGCUUUCGCCGGGUGGAAGUAGCGGAGGCGAGGCUGCGCUGCUGGCCAUGAAAGGCGCACCGCUGGGUGUAGGCACCGAUAUUGGGGGCUCCAUCCGGAUCCCGGGGACGUGUGCAGGCCUCUAUACCCUUCGACCGUCCCUGGGUCGCUUCCCUACGCUGGGAGCACGAUCCGGCAUGGCUGGACAAGAAGCCAUCCACUCUGUCAACGGGCCCAUGUCGCGCUCCCUCUCCGCCCUCAGCACCUUCGCCUCCGCCGUCGUCUCUACCCAGCCCUGGCUCCGUGACCCCAAGUCCGUCCCCAUUCCCUGGCGCCCCAUCACUUUGCCUGAGAGGCUCUGCUUCGGCCUCAUCGCCGACGACGGCGUCGUGCGCCCCAACCCGCCCGUUCGCCGCGCGCUCGCCGCCACCGUCUCUGCCCUCCGCGCCGCCGGACACACCGUCAUCGACCUCCCGCCGCUCGACCACGCCGGAGGAGACGACCUCCGCCGGCAGUGCUUCCUCGCCGACGGGGGCACAAGCAUCAAGAAAGUCAUCGAGGAGGGUAAGGAGCCGUGGCCGCUGGGGCUAAGGGAGUACGGGGAGAAGGGGACCCCGCACCCGACGACGUAUGAGAUGUGGCAAAUUCACUUGAAGAGGACGGCGUGGUGUCAGAGGUAUCUGGCACAUUGGGCGGCGACAAGGGAGAGGACAGGAACGGGGAGACCGAUUGACGGGAUUAUUAUGCCCACGGCGCCGUAUGCGGCGAUUCGACAUGACAAGUGGGAGUAUGUGGGCUACACGGCCGUGUGGAACGUCUUGGACUGGUCUGCUGCGACUGUACCCGUGUUGCGAGCGGACCCGGCCAAGGAUCCAGCGGAGCUGGAAUACGCACCGCGCAACAUCUUGGACGAACACGCCUGGAAGGAGUAUGUUCCAGAGGAAUAUGAAGGAGGUCCAGUAAGUGUGCAGGUCGUCGGCCAAAGACUAGAGGAAGAGAAGGUUCUGGCACUCUGCGAAGUCGUAGAGAGGUCCCUUCGAGAGGCAGGAUACCGCUACGAAGAGAUCUUCGGGGAGUCCAGCAAGUGAUGCUGUAUCCACGGACUACGGUGACAGCAGCGCUCAUGGGCUAACAACAAACAAGUUAAGUGUUGCAUUAGCGUAUAGGGCUGUCCGGCCGCAAUAUGUAUACUAGGUGAGAAUGAGAGCAAGAACGAGUGCGCACAGGA